AUGGUAUGUGGCGUGAACAAUUCCAACAUCAAUGAGUGCCACUAUGACACGUUCGACAACUGUAACCACAGCAAGGAUAUGGCUGUUACAUACUGUGGGGACCCAACGGUUUCAUUUGGUGAGGUCAACCACACCUCUUCAAGCGUUGGAUCUGUUGUAAGCGUCGUGUGUGAAUAUGGUCGAAAACUAGUCGGGGACUCAGUUAUUGUUUGCCAAGAAAACGGAAAUUGGACUAAUACCCCAUUUUGUUCUUUGAUAGAUUGCGGUAAUCCUACGCCAAUUAAUGGCGCCACCAACGGGACAUCGCACUACCUCGAUGCCGUUCUCCACGUGUCGUGUAAAACUGGUUUUGCUUUAUCUGGAAAUUCCAUCAUACGAUGUCAGAGUAACAGUACUUGGACUGAUUAUCCAGUAUGCACCGUUGUGGACUGCAAAGAACUUAAUAUUGUCAAUAUGACGAUAGACGUCGGUAACAAAACUACCUACGGAGAGAUAGCACUUGUCAGCUGCAAACCUGACUUCACUCCACGUGGUUUAUGGACUGUGAGAUGUGAAGCUAGCGGCGUUUGGAAUUACACGCACGUCCCUCAAUGUGAACUCAUUCACUGUGGUGUCGCUGCGAUAUCUAAUGGAAGUGUUAACGACACAACAUCGACAGUUGGAACUGUGGUUCAGGUGGAAUGUAACUAUGGUCGACAACUGAUUGGCGAUUCGUUACGUGUUUGCCAACUGAAUGGAGAGUGGACAGGUUCUCCCUCGUGUAUUUUAAUAGAGUGUGAUGAUCCAACCCCAGAUAACGGCAUCGUAAACGGGACAUCACGGUUCUUAGACGAUGUUCUUUCGGUGUCGUGUAAUACAGGUUUCACGUUAACUGGCAAUUCCGUCAUACACUGCCAGAGUGACAGAACUUGGAGUGACAACCCGAAUUGCAUUAUUGUUGACUGUGGCGUCCUGUUCAUUUCAAAUAUGACCAUAAACAUUGCAAAUGUGACCACAUAUGGGCAUAUGGCAGAUGUCAGAUGCAAACCAGAUUUCACUCCACUUGGUGUUUGGACCGUGAAAUGUGAGGCUUCUGGGGUUUGGAAUCAAACGCAUGUACCGAAAUGUGAACUGAUUGAUUGUGGGGACCCGACGCCCAUGAAAGGCUUAGUAAAUUCAUCAGUAACAUCUGUCAAUACAGUUGUUAGUGUGUCGUGUGAAAAUGGUUAUAUUAUGUCUGGCGAUUCAGUCAUCACUUGUCUUAGAAACGGCUUGUGGUCCGGCAACCCGAUAUGCGACCCUUCGGGUAAGUGA
Molecule: messenger RNA, 1293 nt
Organism: Dreissena polymorpha
Lineage: Eukaryota; Metazoa; Mollusca; Bivalvia; Myida; Dreissenidae
Product: CUB and sushi domain-containing protein 1-like
Exons: 8
Coding region: 1-1293 (430 amino acids)
Biological process (GO): response to cytokine; heterophilic cell-cell adhesion; leukocyte tethering or rolling
Cellular component (GO): external side of plasma membrane
Molecular function (GO): oligosaccharide binding; sialic acid binding
Source: RefSeq, a predicted model, not a curated record